Molecule: messenger RNA, 2103 nt
Organism: Salvia splendens (bonfire salvia)
Lineage: Eukaryota; Viridiplantae; Streptophyta; Magnoliopsida; Lamiales; Lamiaceae
Product: flowering locus K homology domain
Exons: 10
Coding region: 320-1135 (271 amino acids)
Molecular function (GO): RNA binding
Source: RefSeq, a predicted model, not a curated record
AUCCACCAACUGAAUAAGAGAAUUCCCAAUAAUUCAGCCUAUUUCCUCCGACGCCGUCUCCAUUCUCAGCUCCGCCGCCAGCUCCCGCCGACGCGCCUCGGUAGUCCGCCGUCAUCUCCCUUCAUCUUCUUCUCAUCCACAACCUUGAUUCGCGACACAUCUUGAACAAGUGUGACGAAUUUCAAUCUUGAACAAGUGUGACGAACAAGGGAGGGAUCGUGCCGCAAUUGCUGAAUCAUCUUCCUACUCGCCGUCUGCAAUGGUUCUAAAAUUCUAAACCUUGCGAUCAAUUGAUACCUUGUCACCUCUUCCACCAACCAUGUCGCAAGCCCCAACACCUGUGAACCCUAGAAGAAACCCGGAUCCAUCUCCAACCACCCAUACCCGGUUGGAAUCAGAUACUCAUGUUAAACAUGCUACUGCUUCAGUGCUUGCCAAGCCUACUGUUGUGUAUGAUAACUCAGAUCCUGCCAAUGCUGCUGUUGUGUCAAUCACAGAGUCUAUGGCUGGAACUCUCAAGAGGCCCCGUGAGGAGGACUCUGUGGAGGAUGGGGCCUCGGCUGAAUUGCCAGAAGCAAAGCGGCGUGUAAAGGCCGCUCAUGAUGUGAUAUACCGAAUUGUUGUACCCUCCCGGCAGAUUGGGAAAGUCAUUGGAAGAGCAGGGCACCGUAUUCAGAAGAUUAGAGAGGAUACUCAGGCUACAAUUAAAAUUGCCGAUGCUAUUUCGAAACAUGAAGAGAGUGUGAUCAUUAUCAGUUCUAAGGACAGCGACAAUGUUUUUUCUGAUGCAGAAAAUGCGCUUCAUCAGAUUGUUACUCUGAUCCUCAAGGAUGAUGAUGGGAAUGCGGAGGCAGCGAAAAUUGGCCCAGGACAUGUCCCAGCUAAUGCAGUGAGGCUUUUGAUUGCUGGUUCUCAAGCAGGUGGUUUGAUUGGAGUUUCGGGGCAAAAUAUUGUGAACUUGAGGAAUGCCUCGGGAGCAAGUAUUACUGUUCUUUCUCCUAAUCAGUUGCCUCCAUGCGCAUCUGCCCAUGAAUCUGACCGAGUUGUACAGAUAUCCGGAGAUAUUCCUGCUGUUUUGAGAGCUGUAGUGGAAAUUGGCUGCCAACUCAGGGAUAUUACCCCCCUAAACAAGUAAUAUCUAUCAGCCCAACAAAUAAUGUUGGUGUUCAUCGGCAACCUCGAUCAUAUGUGGAUCCUACAUCAGGUGAUCAUGUUACGUUGGAGCUUUUGGUUCCUGAAAAUCUGGUGGGUGGGUUGAUCGGAAGGUUCGGAGCCAAUAUUUCAAGGAUUAGAAACGAGUCUGGAGCAAAUGUCAAGGUUUAUGGUGGGAGAGGUGAACAAACACAAAGACAGAUUCAUCUAGGUGGUAGCGCUCAACAGGUUGCUCUUGCCAAGCAGCGAGUUGAUGAAUAUGUCUAUGCUGAAUUAAUGCGACAAUCUGGGGGUCAAAUGCAGCUCACUGCUUCUGGUCAAUUACAACAAUAUCCUACUCAACAGCCAAUGUAAUCUAUUUGUACUUGCUAACUGCCAAAAGCCUAAAUGUGAUGGCGUUUGUCGUAGUUCACUAAUGCUCCUUAUAUGUGCAUGCCUGACUUGUCAAAUUCUCUCUACCAAGGUUAUGUCAUGCCCCUGGCCUAUACACAACCAGUAAUCAUGACGUUGGAAUGAUGUCGGCGCUCCAACCGAUGUAUGCAUCAAGCGCAACGACCCAAGCUCCUCAGUACUAUGCUAAUCAGUCCUAUCCUGCUCCUCCAUUAUAGGAGCGAAUAGAAGCAACGGUUCUAUCCUUCUCCACCAUCAUUGUUGGCAUCAAGCACAAUGACUCGGAACUCCUCAGUUCUAGUUGGAUAGUAAAAUCUUGCUGGGAUAUUGCUUUGCCCUUAUGAUGCCACUCGAUCUAACCCAAAAAGUUUAUCCUCUAAUAUUUAUGGAAAUUAUAUGAGCAGUUUGGUAGGAUAGAUAACUCGAGUUAUAUGAGUAAAGAUAAUUUAAAAUGUGGGUUCUUAUCAUGUUUAGUUUAUUUAUUUUUUCUAUCAAAAGAAGACUGAAAAUGCUGAGUAUAUGAUUUAAUAACUAAAAAUAAGUUUCAUUCUAUUAUUUUUA